Rhinichthys klamathensis goyatoka is the source of this 2116-nucleotide messenger RNA. RefSeq names its product E3 SUMO-protein ligase CBX4-like. Gene Ontology annotation, biological process: negative regulation of DNA-templated transcription. Bases 126 to 1748 code for a protein of 540 amino acids. The record is from RefSeq and is a predicted model, not a curated record. NCBI's taxonomy places the organism in Eukaryota, Metazoa, Chordata, Actinopteri, Cypriniformes, Leuciscidae. The transcript is spliced from 5 exons.
GAUUGUGACGUCAAUCCUAUAGCUAUUUGCAUGAAGAACGUUGUACAGCUCAUUUGAGUUAAAACUGAGUCUCACUUGAGAAGCGAUUGCGCGGGCACUGAGAAGUAUUACAGCGAGCGCUGAAAAUGGAGCUGCCCGCCGCGGGUGACCACGUCUUCGCGGUGGAAAGCAUCGAAAAGAAACGCAUUAGAAAGGGAAGGUUUGAGUACCUAGUCAAGUGGAGAGGCUGGUCUCCCAAAUAUAACACGUGGGAGCCAGAGGAAAAUAUUCUGGACCCGAGACUUCUCGUCGCUUUCCAAAACCGGGAAAGACAAGAACAGCUAAUGGGUUAUCGCAAACGAGGGCCAAAACCAAAACAUCUUCUCCUGCAGGUUCCAUCAUUUGCCCGAAGAUCCAGUGUUCUUACAGACCUUCAGGGUGUGUCUCAGGAUGAGGAUAACCAACCCAAAGCAACUUCAGACCUGGUCCAAAGCCAGCAAUACCAGCUUAACAGUAAGAAGCACCAUCCCUACCAGCCCAAACCAAAAGACAAGCAGGGAAAUGCACGAACAAAUGGGAAAAAGAAGCACUACUACCAGCUCAACAGCAAGAAACACCACCACUAUCAACCAAACCCUAAAAUGUAUGACUCCUUGUAUCAGAGGUUCAGAGAGACCAAAGUUCCUGAGUUGACUGACAAGGAAUGGAAUUUAUCUCCAGCUCUACAGCAUAAAUGGGUUCAAGAAAAGGAUUCUGGGUGCCUCAGUAAAGUGAGGAAUAUUACAAUGGAGUUGAAAAACCUUUCUAAACUAAACGGUAGCGAUGACUUAAACGUUACUGCAAACAAUGCAAAGGAGGACACAGCACCUGCCAAUGGAAUAAGCAGCAAACUGAAGAUUGUGAAGAACAAGAAUAAAAACGGGCGCAUUGUCAUUGUCAUGAGCAAGUACAUGGAAAAUGGCACACAGACCGCUAAAAUUAAGAAGGGAAUGGCUGAUGCUGAGAAAAAAAGGCAAGCACAGGACUGUAAGUCCUGUGGAACAGAGAAGAUAAAGCACACAAAGAAGCAAAGUCUUGUGAAAGUGAUAAAAAAGGACAGUAAAGCAGAGUCUGCUUGUUUGAGGAUUUCCAAUGGACUAUCAUCUUGUAGAGCGGACAAUCCUAAAAAAGCAUGCUCCGUAGUAUUUGAACCAAACAACUCAAAGAAGGCUGGCAGCACUGGAGAGCAUGCAUCUGAUGAACAACCCUUGAAACUGACAACCAAAACCAGUCUGACUCCAUUGCCUUUUGAGAUGAAUGAUCAAAGAGGCACCCAAUCUACCAAAAAUGGUCCCCAAACCUUCCCUCAAAAGCGUUGCUGCUCUGAGGCUGACAGUGGUAGAGGGGAGGCUAAGAUGUUCUUAAGUUCUCAGAGUAUAAGUGCUCCAAAUACUGACUUAUCUCACUCUUGCAAUGGCACCACAGACUUCAAUAACCAUAAGCACUCUGGCGGACAUGACUUUGAAAUCCUGGACUUCAACCAAGAUGAACCCAUAGACCUCAGCUGUGUAAGGUCGAGAGAAGAGAGAAACAUUUCUACACCUUCUCAGAUUGGAAACUAUAUAGCAACUGGGAAAGAAGUGGUGUCCACACCAGGACAAGUAGAGAUAGAAAUGAAAAAAUCUGUUCCAACCUUUACACCUUUUCUGGGGAAUAUAAUAAUCACUGAUGUCACAGCAAACUGCCUCACAGUGACAUUCAAGGAGUAUGUUAAGUUUAGGAAUAUAUGAUGGAUAUAAAGUCUAUAAAGACUACUGACUAUUUACUGUGAAUUUGUAAAAAAAUGUAAAGCAUGUUUAAUCAUCAAUCAUCAAGUCCUCAAACUUGCUGACUAUUUUGAAACAAUCUAGUGUAAAGUUUUGAUAGUUUCAGACUGCAUUCAAAAAAAUGAAUUGAUUUUCAAAUUCACACAUUUAACUAUUCCAUGUUAGGGAUAGAAAAAAUAAACUAAACAGGUUUUCCUGUUAAUAGCUUUCAUAUUAGCUCAAAGCUAUUUGAAGUGCCGUUAUUUCAGAAGGCUUAACUAUAAGGAUGAGCACUUACUACACAUGUAAUACUGGGAAAUGUUUUCUACUGAUCUGUAUUUUAUAGUCCUUGU